GAAAGAAAAGUGAAAGAUUAUCAGCACUGAUUAUUUUGUAUGAGAAAAGGUGAACUGAAAAGGUGGAAAGAGACACAAGAAUGUCAGAAAACGAAAGGAAGAGUCAAGGAGUUCCCAAAGAAGCUCUGGCUAAACAAGACACAUCUUCAUUAACUGAUGCUGUAGAACAAGUUGCAAAGCAACAACAAUCACAAACAUCAGAAAUAGAAAGAAACAGAAAAAUUCUUUUCCAUUUGCAGAAUGAACUUCAUGAGCUUGAAACACAAAUAGCAUCUGUCUCUGCAGAAACUAAAGAAACAGAAAGGCAAAUUUAUCAGCAAGAUGCUGCCAUACAGAAUACCAGACUUCAGUGUGGAGACCUGGAAAAUCAAAUCAAAUCCUUACACGCAGAAAAUGUGAAGCUUAAAUCUGACAUAGAAACUGCCCAAGAAAAUUUUGAGGAACAAAUGAUAAAAUAUAAUGAAUACUAUGCCAAGAUAAAAGCACAUAAAGAUAGUUUGAGAGAGGUAGAGAACAAAUGGUCAUUUAUGACUGAACUCAAUGAGAAACGAGACCUUGUAAAAAAACUAAAGACAAUGAAAGAGGAACUUAAGCUGGAUCUCCAGAAUCCAGAAGGAAACCUGAUGAGACAAGCACAGGAAGAUAUUACAAAACUGAAGGAUGAAAUUGCAACUGUAGAAGAAUCCAUCAGUGAACAAACUUGUUUCCUUCAGGAAGAAAUAAAGACACAUGAAAAAUUAAGAAAAGAAAUAGAGGUACAACAUAAAAGAUAUGGUGCAAUUCUUAAGCGUUUGCACUGUCAGGUAAAUAAGCUUCACUCAAAUAGAAGACAAUGGCAAUGGAACAUCCAACAGCUGGAAAAAACCGCUGCUGAACUGAGAAAACGUAUUGGAAUGAAAGAUUAGCAUGG
Messenger RNA from Capra hircus (goat), 910 nucleotides. RefSeq names its product coiled-coil domain containing 122 (gene CCDC122). Lineage: Eukaryota; Metazoa; Chordata; Mammalia; Artiodactyla; Bovidae. Bases 81 to 905 code for a protein of 274 amino acids. The record is from RefSeq and is a predicted model, not a curated record. The transcript has 5 exons.